Oncorhynchus tshawytscha (Chinook salmon) is the source of this 2251-nucleotide messenger RNA. RefSeq names its product G/T mismatch-specific thymine DNA glycosylase. The coding region runs from base 135 to 1499 and encodes 454 amino acids. The transcript is spliced from 11 exons. NCBI's taxonomy places the organism in Eukaryota, Metazoa, Chordata, Actinopteri, Salmoniformes, Salmonidae. Gene Ontology annotation, molecular function: mismatch base pair DNA N-glycosylase activity. Gene Ontology annotation, biological process: base-excision repair, AP site formation. The record is from RefSeq and is a predicted model, not a curated record. Gene Ontology annotation, cellular component: nucleus.
GUCAAAGUUGACGUGCUUUACUGUCAUGUCUUUGUUGCUUCAAUGCUAGCAAGUCCAGCGCGAAAGUGAUUGAGCACAGUCGUUUUUAAGAAAGAAAUAACAAAUUCAACUAUUUCUGUAAUAGUAAAUCCAAGAUGGAAGAAAAGCUGUAUGGAUCAGUGCCUGUCCCCUCGGAAUAUCUUCAACAGUGGAUUCAGUCAGCUCAACAGCUUCAGGCUCAGCAGGGCCAGUAUCCGGGCAUCAACCAUCACCACAGUCCUCACCCUCACUACACAGAGGAACCAAGUGAAGAGAGAGUAAUGGCACAUGCACAUAUGGCUGUCAAUGAUGAGCUCAUGGCUCAGCAAGAACCUGCCAACUUAGCGAAAGCUCCAGCGAAAAAGCGAGGGAGAACGGCACAACCAAAGGAACCCAAGCCACCCAAAAUGCCCAAGCCCCCUAAGGCCAAACCGGGCCCCAAGCCCAAGAAAGGCAAGGAGGGUCAAGAGGCUGACGGCACGCAGGAGAAGAUGGACGAGACCGUCCAGAAGGUCAGGAAGAAACGAGACCGAUUCAAGGGCAUGACGGAAGAUGAGGUCAUGAGCAGAACUCUGACUGACAUCCUUGACUACAACUUGGACUAUGUCAUUAUUGGAAUCAACCCAGGUCUGGUGGCAGCCUAUGUUGGACGAUGGUUCCCUGGCCCUGGAAACCAUUUCUGGAAGUGCCUGUUCUUGUCUGGAUUCACUGAUGAGCAGCUCAACCACAUGAGUGACACCAGCCUGCCAGCGAAAUAUAAGAUCGGUUUCACCAACAUGGUGGCAAGGACAACGCCUGGAAGCAAAGACCUUUCAACCAAAGAGCUACGUGAGGGUGCCUUAAUUCUUGUGGAAAAGCUGAAGAAGUACAAGCCUCUCAUAGCUGUUUUCAAUGGAAAAUGUAUCUAUGAAAUGUUCUGCAGAGAGAUGUUUGGAAAAAAGCCCAAGAAGCUUGACUUUGGUCUGCAGCCACACAAGAUACCUGACUGUGAAGUGGCGUUGUAUUUGAUGCCGUCGUCCAGUGCCCGCUGUGCCCAGUUCCCCCGUGCCCAGGACAAAGUGCACUUCUACAUCAAGCUGAGGGAAUUAAGGGACCAGCUCAGGGGCGUGGCCAGAACAGACGACAUUCAGGAGUUGGAGUACACCUUUGACCUGGGAUUGGCCAAGGAGGACGCCAAGAGGAUGGCGAUUAAAGAGGAGGCGUACGACCCGGGCUACGAGGCGGCCUUUGGCGGCGCAUAUGGCGAGGGUGGGCCGGGGCCUGAAGAGGGCCAGAGCAACGGCAACGGGCACUGUAACUUCUCGUCGGCGGAAAACACAGUUUCAGACGCUGUCGAGAAGGCAGACACUUCUCAACUUCCUGCCGCCGCUGCCACAGAGGGACAACUCCCGGACGGACAGUGGAUGAUGCAGUCUUUUGCUGAUCAGAUUCCAGACAUUGGGGGCUCUAAAGAGCCCCAGGCAUGGGCGGGCAAUGUAUAAGGAAGGGGAUAGGGCUACUAACUAGCCCUAUCUGGACGUACAGAGACCUCAACCCACACAUCCUUAAUCCCCUCCUUCAACAAGACACUGCACCUCAGUUUGAAGACUCAAAUUGUAGCCUUUUCAUUUUUUUGUCAAGUUGUAUUAGCCAUUUUAAGGAUUUACACGUUUAACUACUUGAUAGGUGGAAUUUUCAAAAUUGAUAAUUGAGGAUUUUUUUGAAUUCAAAUAUUUUAUCCUGUUUUGUCAUCAUGUGUGUUUUGAUUGGCGGUCUUUUUAAAUAUGUGAAAUCAGGGACUUGACAAUGAUUCUUGAUUGUCUUUGGAGAUUGUCACCUAUUUAAAUAUUUUGCUUAUUUUGUUGUCAUACUGUACUUGGCCACAGGAUGGCGCAGUAGGUGUAAGCAAAGCGGGACACUUCUGAUAUUACAAAUGGCCCUAAAUCAGACUUUUACACAUGAACAGUCAGUCCCAAAUGAACCUGUGGCAAAACACACACACUGUAUGCAACUGGAAGUCAUGCAUUGUGAAGUGUAGGAUUAGAGCACAGGUACUGAGUGAUAUGUGAACAAACUAAACAUGGUCAAAAAGUGAUUCCACAGAGAGAUGUUUUAGCAAUUUCUUCACAAGCCUUUUUAUAGUGGAUUUACAUUACUGAAGGUGGGUGCUGUUCUCUUGUUGCUUUAUGAUCCGUAUAUUAUGUUUAGUAUGUUUCUGAACAUUUUUGUUCAUUAAAGCUUAAAAUCCUUAAAA